This is a messenger RNA of Saccharomycopsis crataegensis, 4830 nucleotides long. RefSeq names its product Rav1p (gene RAV1). NCBI's taxonomy places the organism in Eukaryota, Fungi, Ascomycota, Saccharomycetes, Ascoideales, Saccharomycopsidaceae. The record is from RefSeq and is a predicted model, not a curated record. Bases 1 to 4830 code for a protein of 1609 amino acids. Gene Ontology annotation, cellular component: RAVE complex. Gene Ontology annotation, biological process: vacuolar acidification. Gene Ontology annotation, molecular function: protein binding. The transcript has a single exon.
AUGAAUUUUCUUCCUGGGGAGCCCAACUCUUCGCUACAAGCUGCUUCAUUUACAAAAUGGGCGCAUCAUUCGGUGCUAGCCUAUUGCUCCGGAAACAACCUUAUUAUCAUCACCAACUUGUUAUCAAAGCUCCAGACAUUGUAUUUUGAUAGUGAUCUUUGUUGUGUGGACAUAAACCAAUCAAAUGGUUUGAUAGCCGUCACUUCGGGCCCGAUUCUCUACAUUUAUAAACCAGAAGUAUCGAAAAAAACCGUUACCUGGCAUUACUCUUAUGAACUAAUUGUUGACCUGUCAAGCAUCAAUUCCAUAUCUUGGGGUAAUGAACAAGAAUUGAUUAUCGGUACAUCUAAAGGUUUGUCACUUUUGCAUGUUAAUAGAAGAGACCAAUAUUCGAAAUAUAUUGUGCGAAUAAUAUGGUCCCAAUGCUUAGCAACCCCAUGUUAUUUGGUUGGUUUCUCAAAGAACUCUGAAUUGAUUGCUUGUGUCUCCAAAUAUGAUAAAUUCGUCAAAUUUUUUUAUCGUACUAAUUUUGAUAUCGAUAAUACCCAAUUCAGUCUACUAUAUUUGAAGCAUUCAUCAUUUGUUACAGACCUUAAGUUUAGAUUCAUUGACCAAUCAAAAAAUAAUGAUGCCAAAUCAAGCAAUUACAAUAUUCUUUACACAAUUUCGAGCGAUAAUUUUGUCAGAGUAUUUUUGAGUUUUGAAUUCCAGAAAUCAAAGAAAGUACAACAUUGGGGGUCCCUCAAAUUAACUGAUUCUUUGCUUCUUGGAGACAACGGCAUUAACCAAUCACAGAAAAGCAAAAAAUUCAUUAAAAUUAUCGAUAAUUAUUUCUUCGAUUACUUGAUUAGCAGGUCUUUGGAAAGAUUAAAGAAGCACAAUCAGAAGGAUCCCAACUUAAUGAAUAAUCUUCAAAAGCUUAUCCAAUUGGAAUCUGAUUUGAUAAUGGUUGCAGAUGUGGAGGGAAAUUUGUCAUUUUAUCUUGUUGCAAAUUUAAACCUGAAUCCUCCCAAAUCUAUUCUUUUCAAAAAAUUAUCUUUUAAUGAUAUCUCCAAAGACACACUAUCACCUUCCGCAAAAAGCUCGAUAUCAACCUACUCACAGAAUAAUAAAAAUAGUAUCAAUUUUCCGCAUGGAAUUUUUCCAGAGAAUCCUCAUAUGUUGACAUUCACUGAUAGCAUUAAGAUUCACCGAAGACAUCAUGGAAAAAGCGAAAGUGUCUCCUUCGCAAAAUAUGAACAAUAUAACAACGCAGAAUUAUCAAAUACUGGUGAUAUAGCUUUCAUCAUCCAUGAUUUCAUGAAAAAGAAUUUGCGGUUUGUUUAUUUUCGGCUUGAUAAUUUUUUGCAAAAUAUCAAUUACAACAAAUUAUAUUGUGAUUAUGACGAAUUAUACACAAACAACUUGAACCGAUCUAUCACAAAUCUAUCGUAUGCAAAGAAACCUGAUUACAUUACAGGAAAUAAAUCUUCUUCAAUGGUUAUUGAAAAAAACAUGAAAGGAUUCCAUUACUUGAACGCCGUUCUAGGAAACAAGUUUACAGGUCACAAUAAAUCGAUCCAAAGACUUUUUAAAGAUUUGUCUGGCCAGGCAACUUUGUCGAUUUCCAGAUUCAAUGAACAUAAGUUAUGGACUCCUUUAAAAUUAUCAAAUAACGGCAAGAUCACAUUACAACGCAAAUGUACUAUCCUUACUGUCGGGGAAAAAAUCGUUGAUGCCAUUUUAUUGAGAUCUGGAGAAACAAUUCUUACUUAUUCUCUUGAUCAUAAGAUCACAAUAUGGACCACGCAAGGAUUGAAAAUUGCGAAACAGGUGGGUGAGUUGGACUGUCUACCUAAUUCGAAUGAAGAUAAGAUGGAUUUAUUGUCAUUUUUUCAUGUCCCGGAACACUAUAAUGAUUAUAAACAUAGCGUUCACUAUAUCAUAGCUAUUUACAAGAAUGAGUCUAAAGGCGGCUACUCUACCAAAUCUUGGGAACUUGAUUUGGAUAAAAUGGAAUUAAAAAUUUUUGAAAUUGAUGAAUUGAUUAUUGACGAGGAAAUCUCUUGCAUUUCUCCUGUUGACCCUGUUGGCUGGAAAGUUUCAUUGGAUAACUAUUCAAGAGAUAUUUUAACUAUUAUUUAUAACAGUGGGCUAUUGAUGUCGUAUUCCGUUAGAAUUGAUAAAACCAUGCGACAUAUUUCUUGGAUUCGCAACUGUGCCAUCGAAACCAAUAUUGUGAGUGCAUCUCAUAUCAAAGGCUCGUCGAUUAAUAAGAUUGCCAUUGCUGAUAAAAUGAGAACGAAACUUUACGUUUAUAAUACAACCUAUCCUUUGUUGGAAUAUUCACAAGAAUUUGAUCACCCGAUCUCCGACCUUGAUUGGGCCAAUAUGAGCACUAGUGAAGUAGGAUUGGUUUCCAAUACUGGGAAUAUUGCAUGCUUGUUGUCUGUUGGGUUUUGUCAUUCUGUUUUAUUGUAUUCUCAAUUGAACUUUGAUUAUACCAACAACUUACCAGCAUUUGCACCAAUCAAAAAGAUUGACCUUGAGCGCUACAACCCUCAUUUUAUAAACGAUUCGACUUGGUUGAAUAAUGGGCUAUUGGUUAUUGGUAUUGGUAAUCAACUUUUCGUCAAUGAUAAUUUUUCUAAGAAUUCAUUGACCAGUGAGAUGAUUCAACAAGAUCCUCAUACAAAAAAAAUUAUUGGCGACAGGUCUUUGAACAGCAAUUCAAUUGAUUCGAUCUUCAAAUUGGUUGAACUUUUGAAUAAUACCCUUCCAAUAUAUCAUCCUCAAAAUAUAAUCCAAUGCAUUUAUUUUGGGAAAAUUAAUUUGGUGAAAAAAAUCUUCUUGAAAUUGUAUCUUUAUUUGAAAAAUAUCAAUUUGGAUGAAUAUGAAGAUCAUAUAAGAGAUUUUUCUGACAAUGAAAGUGAAAAUGAAGAUCAGGAAUCAUACAUGACAUCCAGAUCAAAAAUUUUUAAGGUUAAAAACUUGCCAAGACAGUUAGAUAUUAGUACUGAGGAGUUUUUCAGUGAUUCUUCUUCACAGUCAGUUUCUGUGAGUGAAUUUUCGAGUGCUAUUCCUAGCAUGAAUGUUAGCAAUUUGUCACUUGCUGACACUGAAUUGUAUCAUAUUGAUAAUUUCCAAGCAUGGGUGGUUUCGUUAAAAGAGAUCAUGAUGAAGAUAUCAUUACCAGUUUUGACUAGACAUCAGCAGAUCACUUUGUUAACGGUUAUUGAAUCUUUGGAAAUCAUUGAAAAGUAUAAGCUAUUGACAAAACGUGAUUCAAGCAUGAACUCAAACGUAUCUAGCAGUAAUAUGGGCGUUGGGCAUUUCAACCUGAAGAGCUUGCCUGCUAGAGACGAUGAUAUCGGUUCUAAAUUGGAUUUAAAUGGUAUCAAUUUCUUGCUUGGAUUCAAAUUAUACCAAUCACAUUUCAAGACGCAGUCGUCUUUAAAUAUGCGCGAUAAUUUGUUUGGGAUUUAUUGUAAAAAUAAAGGCAUUUUAUUGGACAUUAUCAAUGGGAAUAUAUCAGUUGAUAACGCCUCCAGUUCGAAUCAGGAAUCAAAAAUGAAUUGGAGCAAAUGCAAAAAAAUGGGAAUGGUGUAUUGGUUGAAUGAUGAUUUAUUAACUAAGCAAUUUGAAAUAAUCGCUAACAAUGAAUUUCAAAACAGCGCUCCAGGAUUUGUGCAAUCCAGUUUCAAGAAGAGUACAGUUGAAGAGAUCAAGUAUUUUGAAACCUCAGAUAUGAGAAGCCCGAUAAAUUCUACGUUGUUUUACUUAUCAUUAAGAAAAAAAUCAAUAUUGAUCAAGCUUUGGAAAAUAUCUCAUGGUCAUCCAGAGCAGCAAAAAUUAAUAAAAUUUUUAUCAUUAGAUUUUGAGAAGAGCGAAAAAAAUAAGCUAAGCGCAGUGAAAAAUGCGUUUGCGUUAUUGAGUAAACACCGUUAUUAUUUGGCUAGCUGUUUCUUUUUAUUGGGUGGCAAGUUGCAGGAUUGUAUCAAUGUCUUGAUCAAAAAGUGUAAUGAUAUGGAAUUAGCAAUUGCUGUUGCCAGAGUCUAUGAACUGAGUAGUAAAAAGUCAGUUAUUUCUUACACUAAAAUGGGCAACGGUCCAGUUUUCACUAAGAUUCUUAUUGAUCAUUUGUUGCCGAUCGCUCUUGAAGAAAGUGAUCGAUGUUUGAAUACCUAUAUUUAUCAUAGUUUGAAUGAGCAAAGACUCUCACUUUUGGCAUUAAUCAGGUCACCAUAUGAAGUAUUGUGUGAUUUGGACAACUUCUUGGAGGACUUAAGCUUGCAAUCACCAUUAGGCAUUGCGUUAAAAAAUUACAAUUCUGAAAGAGAGAAACAGAAGAUUGUGAGAUUAAAACACGAAGAAGCGCUCGCCCUCAAGAACCAUGACAAUAAUCUUUUCUUGAAGAUUGAUCCGAUAUUGGUUGUUAUUUAUAAAGAAUUCAGAGAUGAAAUUCUUAAAAAAAGAGCUAUGGAAGUAGGCAGAAAACUAGACCAAGGUGCUGUUGAUAAGAUUGACAACAAGGAGUUUGAAUUUAUUUACAGGAUUUCCUUGAUCUAUAGCAGAAUGGGGUGUGACUGUUUAUCGAUUGAUUUACUUAGAAACUGGACAUUCACAAACGAAAGGUGCAAGCAAGUGUUGAGCAAAUACGGCAUGAAAAGCCAAGAUAAAAAUUCAAAUGUUGGAAUGAGCCUUUUCAAAAAAUCUUUCACGCCAACAAAUAAUGUAGUAGAAGAAUUCAAUUUUGACUCUUUUGGGGCAUCUGGGGAAGUCGGUAGUAAGGUCAAAAAUCCACCGGAACAAGCUUUCCAAGAAUUUGAUAUGGGAUCAUUUGGAAUUUAA